CUCUCAACGAAACAAACUUUCUGGAAGCUGCUGACUUUACUGAACGGGAUGCGGCAAGGAGCAUGAUACCAGGCUCAAGGACUCUUGAAACCCGCGGGACACUUGUACAGCGGGCUUAGAGGCUUCGCGAGUUGGAAGACUUUACGUGAAGGGACCACACAAGUCACAACGCGCGCAUGGAACAUACAAACGGAGGGGCAAAUGGUUUUCGGCAGGGCACGCCGCCCCGAAACGCCGGCAACCACCGCCCCGGCCAGCACCCGGCUGUGCAGAGCCAUCCGGUGGAGGGAGUGGGGGAGUGCACCGGGCACUGCUGCAAGCCGCAGCAGCAGCGGCUGACGGCGGGGCCAAGUCUACCGGAAUCCAUCCUGCCCUACGCCUAUCCUGGCGUGCAGCCGUCCACCUACAAUCUGCACAGCCUGCCUCCCCACAUCCUGGCGCAGCUUCACCCCGGCCCCUGGUUCAACCCCAACGGCUCGCCCAACGGCCAGGCGCACGGCGGCGCGGCGGCUGCCCCGGCGGCGUUCAGCGUGAACCUGGCGCCGGACGCGCCCGAAGACGCGGCGCUGGUCGCGCAGAACCUGGUGGACAUGCAGCAGCUGUGGGACGACUGGCACGCCCUCUCGCCCCGCGACCUCAAGGGGGACCAGGCCCUGAGCGAUCUGAAGCGGCUGAGUAACCGCACAGUCAGCGCGGCGGGCGUUGCCUCCCAGGGAAGCCUCAACCGCCAGCAAAUGGUGGAGCUGCUCCAAUUCGCCACCGGCGUGCUGGAGGGUGCGAGCUGCCACAGCGAUGCGGGGUAUCUGGCGGUGCUGGCAGACAAGAUGGCGGCCACUCCGGCGCGCAGCGGCGGCGGCGGCGCUCUGUUCCAGAACAUCCAAAACGGCGGCCGCCAGUCGCUCAGCGGCGGCGCGCAGACUCUCACCUCAAGACCUUCGAUGCACGCCGCUCUGGCCGCCCGGAAUGAGGCGGAUGCGCGUGCCAAGUCGGACGCAAAUGCGCUGUCACGUGCAAAAGCGUGGGUGGAGAGCCGCGGCUGCGGCUGGCUGGGAUUAGUCGCCGCCGGAGCCGUCGCCUUUCUUGGCUCCGGACUUCUCAAGCGCGCAGCCGGAGCGGCCGUUGGCGGCGCCGUGCUCGGCAACGGUGGCGGCAACGGCAGCGGCUACAGAGGGAACAGCGAGGAGAACCGUCGGCAGCGGCGGCUGAAUGACAUGAGCGAACGGCGCCGAGUUCAGUGCGAAGCCGCCAACCAGCUGGCUCGGGAGUACCUGAAGGAGCUGAGGGAGAAUCGCGCGAAUCCGCUGUGGCACAAGGACCCCCCGCCCAACACCUGCCCCAUGCCCCCAGACAACCUCCCCUGGAGGCCCACAGACGACCUCUGGUAG
Messenger RNA from Coccomyxa subellipsoidea C-169, 1385 nucleotides. RefSeq lists its product as hypothetical. The transcript has 10 exons. The record is from RefSeq and is a predicted model, not a curated record. Bases 177 to 1385 code for a protein of 402 amino acids. Lineage: Eukaryota; Viridiplantae; Chlorophyta; Trebouxiophyceae; Coccomyxaceae.